GUUUACUAAAACUUACCAUCUAUGCUAAAAUUUGUAAACUUAAUAGUAUUAACACUAGGCAAAGGGAAAAUUUAAUACUUGACUCCAAUUAUUUUUAGACUUCUUUAUUGCAAAGUCGCAUAAAUACAUUUAAACGCUACUAAAAAAAUUAAAACUUUCGAGUUAAUUUUUACAUAUUUUGUUCGGUACACUUCGUCAUCUGAAGAACCUGGUAAGAAAACAUAAUACUUUUAGAUUAAGUCAACUUUUAGAGAGAAAUAUGAUGCGCUUCGGAAUAUUGACGAAAACGGUUGUGGGCUUGAUAUUGUUCGUUUACACUUCAGUGCGGUCAUUGGAAACCGGCUACAAAUAUACAAACGAACAUGUUGAACAAGGUGAACUCUACAUGGAUUUAAAAUGCGGAUACCUGUUCGGCGGGUAUACACAGGUGCGGCUAGUUAGGGAUUUACUUGAAAAUCACAAUACAGAAUUGCAAAUGUUGCUGGACAUCAUUAGUAAUAUGAACAAAUUAGUAAGGUCCCAGAUAAUUUCGCUGUUCGGUCUGAAAGGAAUACGUAUUGGUGCUAUGUGGGCACUACAUUUGUUCACGAGCUUAAUAAUAAGUUUUUAUCAGGAUUCAAAAAAUACGGCUGAAGACCAUCCGAAAAUUAUCGUAACUCUCAGCUAUGUCAUCCCAGCAAAUUGUGGAUUGGCCUAAUUACUAGUAUUAACGUUGUAGUGAAAUCCCAGAUAAUUUCACUGCUCGGUUUUAAAGGAAUACGUAUUGGUGCCCUUUGGCUAAUACAUUUGUUUACGGUUAUGCUACCUUUUUUUUAUCAGGAGACAAGAAAUACGACGGAAUAUCAUCCGAAAAUUGUUGAAACUCUCAUCUUUGUCAUCAAACAACUGGAUGACGAUUUAGCCGGGUGUCGUAAAGGCAGCUUAUUCGAUACGUACGACAUCGUGUUGUCAAAAGGUGUUAUCAAAAUCUAUACAAUAUAUGCCAGUCCACAUAGAAGUAGUCUUCGUUUUUUAAGCACUGAAAUGACAAGCAGUAUUUCGUUACUCCAAGAACCGGAUAAGCAAACUUAAUAUAUUCUGUUGACCAACUAAGCCGCAUUUUAAACAAAGAUAAGAUGCGCUCCGUACUAUUGACGACAAUGUUUUUAGGCUUGGUGUUGUUUCCAUAUACUUCAGUACGGUCAUUGGAAACCGGGUACAAAUAUACAAAUGAACAUAUUGAACAAGAUAAACUCUACAAGGAUUUAAAAUGCGGAUACCUGUUUGGCGCGUAUACACACAUGCGGUGAAAACUCAGGUAGCUACGUUAAUCGCUUUAAAAGGAAUACGUGUUGGGGCCAUGUGGGCACUACUUUUGUUCAGUAGUUUCAUAGCUGAUUUUUUUAAGACUGCAAAAAAUACACCGCAAGACUAUGCGCGUGUUUUCGAAACUCUCGUCUACGUCAUCGAAAGACUGCGUGACGACCUAGCCGAGUGUAGUGAAGGCAAUUCAUUCGACUGGUACGACAGCAUGAUAAUGUCAGGUCAGAAGUUAGGAUACGAUAUUCUCAAGCAAAUUCUACUUAAACAACACAUGACCCAAGCGUGGGAUCUGCUGCACAAAAACAACAUAAUUAGUAAUUAUUUGUUGAAAGAAGAGCUCGAAAGCAGUUUAAGACCCAAUCUGCUUUUUAUGCACAACUUUGGUAUGUAUAGAAAACUCAAAGAGGACUUUCAAAAUAGAUACAACUUGAAAAUAAUAUGGAAAAACACGAACACCAUUCUGCUUAUGGCUUGGCAAAAUGCGCGUUACUUGAAUUGGAAAAAAACCAACCUCCUACAUGUAAAAUCGUACUAUAAGUCGUGCUAUGACUUUUUAAAAAUCAUCUUGUUCCGGCUAUCGUUAAAACACAUAAAUUAUCUAGAGUUCUAUAUUCUUGACGUGGACCGCUAUAUGUAUUACGUACAAGAAUGGCACAAUAUAGUCACACAAUUUGGUACUUUACUACACUUGUCCGAAGAUUUACAUGUAUGCAGCUUGCAGAAUUGUCUCAGAAAUCUUAUCAACGGGGUAGAAAAAAUAGAUAGUGUGGUCAACUAUAUAGCUUCAAUACUGGUUGAGCUUUGUCAACCUUUUGGAUGCGAUGCUAUUAAACAAUUCACUAUAGACAAUAAAGAAUUUACAAUCAAAUAUAGAAGUCUAACCGAAGAAGAAAUAGAAUCUCUGCAAAUACCGUUUAGUCCUGUAUGGAUUGAAUACUACAGCUUGGGAAAUGCUAAAACUUUCUUGGCUCAUCUCAAAUUGGCCUUUAAAAAUGUCAAUUUUAACGCCAUUCGGUCACUUACUGAAUAUAUCAAUGAGAUCAAUCUAACAUUUAUUGUUGAGAAGUCAGAAAAUAAUAUUGAGGUUUUUGAAAAUUUCCAGUUCGAUAUACCAGAUUUUGAUUACUUAUAAGUAAUCAUAAUAAUUAUCAGUAGUCUAUAGACUAACAUUUAUAAUGUAACCCAAAUUUUUAUUAAAUAUAAAAUUUAAAUAACAU
Messenger RNA from Adelges cooleyi (spruce gall adelgid), 2519 nucleotides. RefSeq lists its product as uncharacterized. The coding region runs from base 1250 to 2434 and encodes 394 amino acids. Lineage: Eukaryota; Metazoa; Arthropoda; Insecta; Hemiptera; Adelgidae. The transcript has 4 exons. The record is from RefSeq and is a predicted model, not a curated record.